AACGGGGCUGUUCCCGAGGCUCUGACCUUCCCGCUGCCCUUGUAGGGCCGGAUGCUCCAUYGAUCUCAUUGAUCCCAUCCGGAUCCCGGCACUUCCCCCAUUCCCUUCUCACCAUUCCUGGGAUGAACCGGCCCCGAGAGCGUUCCUUGCUCCGGGAGCUCCCGAUCGUGUUUGGGAUUGGGAUUUGGGAUCGUGUUUGGGAUCGCGUUUGGGAUCGUGAUUUGGGGUCUAUCCCCCCCUUUCCCAACCCCUUUUCUCUCAUUUCUGCAGGGAAGCUCCGGGAAAGGCUCCGGGCGCAGCGACCCCGCCAUGGCCUCACCCCCCCCGGCCGCAGUAGCAGCGCCCCCGGAGUCCCCCAGCCCCGACCCUCUGGGGAUGGAGGAUCUGGGCCAGGCCUUCGACUUCGAGGACAGCGAGGAUGAGGAGGAUGAGGAUGAGGAGGAUUUGGGAUUGGCCGAUCCCGGGGCUGAUCCCGAUCCUGAUCCCGAUCCCGGGGCCGAUCCUGGAGCCGAUCCCGGCACUGACGUUCUCCAGGCGCCCCCGCGCCGGCGGCGCACACCCAGCUCCGCUGAGCUGGGGCCAGAGACCCCGCAAGGGUGAGUGGGGUUUGGGGUAU
This is a messenger RNA of Malurus melanocephalus (red-backed fairy wren), 616 nucleotides long. RefSeq names its product rho guanine nucleotide exchange factor 10-like protein. The record is from RefSeq and is a predicted model, not a curated record. The transcript is spliced from 3 exons. Bases 310 to 600 code for a protein of 96 amino acids. Lineage: Eukaryota; Metazoa; Chordata; Aves; Passeriformes; Maluridae.